Molecule: messenger RNA, 3444 nt
Organism: Perca fluviatilis (European perch)
Lineage: Eukaryota; Metazoa; Chordata; Actinopteri; Perciformes; Percidae
Exons: 3
Coding region: 469-1401 (310 amino acids)
Biological process (GO): protein ubiquitination
Molecular function (GO): ubiquitin protein ligase activity
Source: RefSeq, a predicted model, not a curated record
AUAAUCAGCGUUAAUCAGCAUCACUUUCUUCACGUGUGUUAAUCUUCAAAUACUGCCGGGGACGUGCGCGCCUGCUAGGCCUACUACCCAGUUUCCUCGUUUUUUUCCAGCUAUUCAAAUGCAGUGUCAAACUUACACACUGCGGACAGAAAGAGAGAAGUCGAGGCCAAUAGACGACCACAAAAGUCGAGCAGUUAAACCUGGACUCCAGGAGGGCCUCUCUGUGUGAGAAAACCGGCCUAAUGAUGAUGCAGUGUGGGAUGAGAGGGGGCAUCAAUCACCGGUGAUUUUUAACGAUUGAGUUUUGAGGCUGUGCCAGGAGCAUCUUCAUCAUCCUCCAUGUCUGAUGCCUCCAGUUCCUGCUGACCGCUGACAGCUCAACAUCCUCCAUCUGUUCUUCUGCUUGGAGCUUCACUCUCUUCUUCUUUCACUCAAUCCUUUCUCCAUCCGUCUGUCUAUCCACCGGUCAUGAAUCCCUACAGACACACAAGUCCACCUCCUGACCCUUAUGAUAAUUCCCAAAAUCCAUCUCUGUCAGCCACCGUACCGUCUCCUCCGCUCAUCCAGACAGGUCAUAGCUCUGUGACAGUUUUGAGCCAGAACGUGCCUCACUAUCUGGCCUCCUCAGACCACGAUGGAGGAAACCUGGUCCCAUCACCAAACUUGGACCGCUCCGCCUCAUUGCUUCCAGGGUCCAGCCUAGUUUCAGUCUCGUCUUUGGCUCAAAGUCCAUCUCCAGCUCCCACUCUGAACCCUUACCCUGCCCCCGGCACCCCCCCCUCCUGCCAGGUCUCCGUCAUCGUCCCGUCCCCAGACCUCCGCCCGUCUCCCCUGCCGUCUCAGUGCUCCGAGGACACCUGCCCGGACCUGGAGUGCUCAAUCUGCUUCAGCCAGUUCAACAACGUCUUCCGCUGUCCCAAGAUGCUUCAGUGCAAGCACACCUUCUGCCUGGAGUGCCUGGCACGCAUCAACGUCAAGUCGGCCGAGCCAAACUCCAUCCAGUGCCCGCUGUGCCGCGGCCUCACGCCCCUGCCCACCCUCGGCCUGCCCAGACUGGCCACAAACUCAGACAUGCUGUCCUGCCUGCCGGCCGCCAUGCAGAGAGUCUACAGCAUCCGCUUCCUGCGCAACAAAGGGAAGCUGCAGGUCAAAAGGUCAUCUGAAGGUCAGAGGUCGCUGACAUCUCUCAGGUCGAUAAACCGUACUCUGGACGUGGGGCUACCCAGCCCGCCUGCCGGGAGCCGCGGCGCCGAAGCGGUCGGCAUGGGCGGAGCUCUGUUCCGCCUGACGGGCCGGCCGGCGUGCCGGGCCUUCCUCCUGACGUCCGUGGUGAUGAUGAUGGUGCUGCUGACGGGCAUCAUCAUCUUCCUCCUCACAUACAAAAGUGAAAAAAGUGGGUGACAUCACAUUUCUUCCUCCUGCUUUUUAUUUUCAGUGGUGGAAAAGGUCACCGAACAGUAGAAUUCCGCCAUCUGAAAUGGAAUAAAAAGCCAUCGUUUCUGGCUUUUUAACGCUCCAAAGCCAAAAGGACACAAACCUCAACACUCAACUCAUGAGCUGAGAAAGUGAGAAGCAUAAAGACUUUCCACUCGUAGAUUUUAUUGUUCAGUCCUUAAAAUUGACUCCCAGAAUUCAGCUGAGGUUGAAAGGUGUGGUAUCUGAGACUGAGAAGCAGUUGCCUUUAAUCUGUUUUACAGUGCUUAACUUGUGCCAAAAGCUUUAAAUGAUUUGCUAAAUGUAGCUGGACAUGAGAACCUUCUGCCUAAAGCAACACAAUGGCAGUCAUGUAACAGCCGAGUUGGAAAGGUGGGAAGCAGUGGCCUUUAAUCUUACUUACAGCCCUUACACCCUCAACCUUCGAUUACUUUAGGUUUUGGGGGAAAACACACACGAUCACCACUUUUUAACGUCUUGAAUUUCGUUGAACAAAAUGGCUGAUCUGAUAGUCAAGUCAUGGCAGAGAAGAUGAGAAAUGUAGACGUGCUGUAUUAUACCGAUUGAUCGCAGGUUUAUUAUAUUACAAGGUCAAAGUCUCUGGUGGCUCCCAUCCAGCUGCAGAUAGGUCUAAAAUAAACUUUGGACUCCAGGGACUGGAAUCUAAUUUCACUGUCACUUUGGGACAUAAAACACUAUUAAAUAACAAGUAACGAGAAAAAAAAAACAAUAUUACAUAAAGCUGUCUCCAGGUGGUGCCACCUUCUUCAUAUUUAAACUCCUUUUGGCAGCUUUCAGCACUUUAAAGAGAGCCUAGUGACUGAAUUGUUACCUGUUAGUUUCUGUGUUGUUCCGUCUUUCUAAGUGGCUGUUAUUUACAUGAGUCUAUUUCCUCCUGUCACUCCUCUGCCCCUCGUAACCAAAUGCUGUAAACAGGAACCAUGCAAAUAAACCGGAUUCAGUUACAGUCUGACACAGAGAGCACAGGCUUUCCAUAGAUGCUGGAACAUUAUACAUGAUGGAACUGAAUAUAGCUGGAUAGUGUAACCGAAUAGUUGACGCAAAUUACAGAAAUAUUUUUCCACUUCACCUCUAGAGCGGUCUCUCCAAUUCGGAUAGUAUUUGUUUUUAUUCGUCCAGGUUUUCAGAUCAUUUCUGCCUCCACAUUGACACAAUGCAGGAUGAUGGGAUUCCAUUUGAGGUGCUAAAAGCAUCAGAAUGCCUUCCCAUAAUUUUAGUUUUCACAAUUUAAAAAGGUGUCCUUGUAAAACUUUUGUUCCUGUUGAUUAUCCACAGUAAUGGGGACCUUCUGUUGCAGUUUGAUUCUUCUUUUUAAAUGUACUUUCUCAAGACUGCAAGCACCACAAAAUAAAUCCCAUCAUCCUCAAUGUCAUUGAUGUGGAGGCAGAAAUCUGAAAACCUGGACGAAUAAAACCAAAACUGUCUGCAUGUAUUUUGUAGUAGUGACUUAAAAAAAAAAAAAAAAAAAAGGGGUAAAGGAGCAAAAAGGUGUCUGUGGUUGAAAGCAUGAGGCAGUCAUGUACCUGAAGUUUUAAAUAUUGGGUCAGUAUGCCUGUGUUCCGACCUGCAGGAGGCUGUGAGAUGUGGGACAGUCCCUGGUCAUGUUUUAACUGACCAAUCAACAGAUCAGUGACCAUCAGUUCGCCGCUGAAAAUGAAAGGACAGCCCACAAGGAAAACCUUUCCCACAAAUUCUUUGACUUGCAAAUCAAAUGUGUCGUCCCAAAAUAACUCAUCCAUUUACAAAAGCUUAUUUACAUUUAAUGUUUCCAUUUUUCAGCCUGCAUCCAAGAGGGAAAAUGGGUUUUAAUCCAAUGUUUAUCUUCCGGUUUUUGGUCGGUUUCUCCUGUUUUGUGUUUUUAGGCUCUGACCUUGUUUUACUGUGCAAUGUAAAAUAAAUUAUUUUAUAUAUUUAUGACUGUUUUAGCAAAGCUUGCUCUAUCACUGUUUGCCUUGUGUUGAACUUAAAUAAAUUCCUUUUUGAAUUAUG